This is a messenger RNA of Linum tenue, 5764 nucleotides long. NCBI's taxonomy places the organism in Eukaryota, Viridiplantae, Streptophyta, Magnoliopsida, Malpighiales, Linaceae. The record is from the annotation of a GenBank genome assembly.
GAGAGAGAGAGAGAGACACGAGAGUGGUAUUACAAUUUACAACUCAACUGACACUGCCGGGGAAGGAAGGGCUCUCUCUUUUUGUCCCUCUGGGGUUUUCUAGAUAGGGUUUCCGCUUACAAUUUGUCGAGUUUCGGAUUUGAUUUCUGUGGUUCAUCUGAGAUUUCAGUCCAGUGAGAAUAGCUUCGUUGUUUUGGUUCCCCCAAAUCUACUCACUGUCUGUCCAGUUCGAGAAAAAUUCUCCUGUUCGUUUGAUGGGGAUCUUCUUUCUGGGGAAAUAAGACUCAGUGGCAUGGGAAAAUCUUCUUUUAAGGAUUCACUCAAAGCUCUUGAAGCUGACAUCCAACACGCCAACACUCUUGCCUUGGAUUAUCCGAGGGAGAAGGAUGGAGCUCGCGUUCAGAUGAGAUUGUCAUACAGCCCAGCUGCCCAAUUCUUUCUGUUCCUUGUUCAAUGGACUGAUUGUCACCUUGCUGGCGCCUUUGGCUUGCUCCGGAUUCUCAUUUACAUGGUGAGUGAGAUCCUCUUUCCACAUUCUGCAGGCAAUCAUUGAUUUACUGCCUCAGGCAGAUGCGGUUAUGAUCUUAUCCGACGUGCAUUCAGACCUAUGCUGAUGGGAAGACCACUAUGUCUGUUUACGAAAGAAGAGCCAGCCUCAAAGAGUUCUACGGAGUGAUAUUUCCUUCGUUGUUGCAACUUCAGAAAGGGAUCACAGAGUUGGAGGAUAGGAAACAGAUGGAGGUGUGCACCAGCAAGUACAGUAGAGAAGAUGAGUGUGACAGAGGGGAAAAGUCUGGGAUCGACGUUGAAAGAGAAGAUGAAUGUGGGAUAUGCAUGGAGAUGAACCCUAAAUUUGUGUUGCCUGAUUGCAAUCACUCCAUGUGUCUCAAAUGUUUCAGGGACUGGCGUGAAAGGUCUCAGUCAUGCCCAUUCUGUCGGGACAGCCUGAAGAGGACGAAUUCUGGGGACCUUUGGAUAUUCACAGACAGCUCUGAAAUCGUAGACUUGCCUAGUAUUUUAAGGGAGAAUUGCAGGAGGCUUUUCAUGUACAUUGAUAAGUUGCCACUCAUUGUUCCAGAUCAUCUUUAUUCCAUGUGAUCGCCAUUGCCAGAUUAUGGGCCUCAUGGCACUUGGCUGGCGCCUAGGUACUCUUUUUGUAUAGCAAUGUCCUGUAUAUCAGUAAAUCUUUUCCUCUACCGGUAACAUGUCAACAAUGUAAAUAUUCUCCUGGCAAUAGAUAUGGUUGAGUGGUGAAUUUUCAACAAGGUGCUUUCAUUUUUCUACAGCAGCAGAAUGUUGAAAUACGAACAUUAGAAUGAACAAAUGAGACUGGCGAUGGUUUAAGAUUGAGAGAACGAGAUACUCCCUGCCUGCAAAUUCGGUCAUGAUUGAUCAUCGUCUCUAAAACGCACAUAAUCUGCAUAGCGGCGAGGUUGCUCCUCUUCCGCAUGAUUCACGUAGGCAUAACCGCCAUGGCUGGAGACAUCUAGCCCCGCAACUUCCUCUUCUAUUGAUAUCCUUAGAAUGUUGAGCUUGUGGAGUACAUAAAACAUAGGCCCCAUUGUUACACUAACCCAGCCAACGAUCGCCAACACUGCAACCACUUGGGAAGUGAUCAACUUCCAUCCUCCGCCCAAUAGAAGGCCGUAAGGUCGUGGAGCCAUGCCUGCAAGUCCUGAAUCAUAGACUUGAACAACGAACUCCUCUUUAGCAAACAGUCCAGUGAAUAUCAAACCCCAAGCUCCACAGCCGCCGUGAAGCUGGGUUGCCUCCAAUGGGUCGUCGUAUUGCAGCUUCAACGCCAAGAUGUUGAGGCCAAUUAGGACCCAAGCUGCACAGAAGCCGCACACAAUAGCAGCCCAGGGCUCCACAACUGCGCAACCUGAAGUGAUUGCUACAAAGCCUCCAAGCACACCAUUGCAUACAUCCAUUGUGUCCCAAUGACCUAUUAGCAGCCUACGUCCAAACAAGGUUACGAUUCCGGCUGUGGACCCUGCCAAUGUGGUUGUCACUGCUGUGCGGCCCACUGCAGUCCAGUUGCCCUGGCCAGCCGUGCUAGGAUAGGCUACGAGGAUCUUUGUGAAUGAGCCUGGAUUAAACCCGAACCACCCGAACCAUAACAAGAAAGUUCCUAGUACCACCAGAGUUGCAUUAUGGCCACGCAUUGGCACUGGUUUCCCGAAUGCAUCGAACCUUCCAACUCGAGGACCUUCGAUGAAAGCACCCCAGAAUCCAGCAAUAGCCCCCACCAAAUGCACCACCCCGCUACCAGCAAAGUCGAUAGCACCGGAUCCGAACAGCAAUUGGGUCGAGCUAGUACUCAACCAACCGCUCGAAGACCAAACCCAAUGAGCCACAAUGGGAUAAACGAACCCGGUUAGGAAAAAGGAGUAGACAAGGUAAGCACCAAACUGGGUUCUUUCAGCUAUGGAACCACUAGUGAUGCCUGCCACAGCAAUGGCAAAAGCCCACUGAUAAAGGAAGUAGGCAUAAUCGAAGUCCGGGUUGGGGACGUCUUUGAGAGCGAAAAAGGUAGUGCCGAUGAAAGGAUUGGCAUUGGAGCCUGUACCAAAUGCGAAAGCAAAGCCAAAGAGGUAGUAGGAAAUGCUACCUACGACGGCAUCAACAACAUUUGUGAGCAUAAUGUUGAGGGCGUUCUUGGCUCUCACUGAGCCGGCACACAGCAUGGCAAAACCAAGUUGCAUCAUGAACACCAGGUAAGCCGAGAAGAGAAGAUAAAUGGUGUUGAUGGCUUCUGUAACACUUUCUUCCCAUGAGACUUCCAUGGCGAUUGAUGGGAAAUGAGAGAUUGGAGAUGGGAGAAUGAGGAGUGGUUGCUGUAAAUGGGAAGAUAAAGAAGAUACCAACUCACAAGUUGAUACAAUCCUCCCUCCGUCCCCUACAGAUAUUGAAUUGUAGCUGGGGACUGAACCCCUCAAAUUGAUUUUUGUCCUCCAUGUAGGACCGUCAAGAAUUGUGACUAGCUGUGCAUUGUAAGUCAGUGGAUGAGAAGGGGACGGAUAGGCUUAAACGAUAGCAUUUUAGUGGACAAGUAGUAGUAGCUGAGGAUUUUAUUCAGAUGGGACUGGGAGUGGAAGGGAACGGUAGCUGCCUGGAAUUCGUUCUCCAGAUCCAAACAGGCAGAUGAUAUAUGCUAUUAACAUAGUAAGUUUUUCACUGUCUUGACGACUUUGUAAACUUAUCCAUCUCAAAUCAAUGGGAUAAACUAGAUUAAGAUGUCGAUUACGAACUAAAAUGACAUUAUUAUAAGAUGCUUUUGAUUCUAUAAUUGUCUCCACAGCAAAAGAGUUUUCGAUAACCAAAUAAGUUGACAUAAAAGUAUCGAUCCCUGGAAAUUGAUUCCAUCAGGGUUCUUUGCUGAGUUUCAUAAACUUCUACCUAUACAUAGAAAUGACAACAGUAGCAGUGGGGAUCAAGUUUAUACACAACUUGCGAGGAGUGUUGUACUUAAUAGGAUUCUACAUAGCUAUCUGAGUUCCCAACCGGUACCCGGCUAGUGAGGGAGGGUCUCAUGGUGACUAUGGCAGAUUCAUUAGCUCCAGCUCUGAGUGCAGCUCUCCCAGCUUCAAGGAACCUCCUGACAGCAUCUUCAGUAUAUUUUUUGGCUUGAGCCACCGUCAUGGUCUUGCCAAUAUCCGGGUAAGUGUUCAACACAUAAUCACCAUUCAGCUGGGAUGCAAGCUGGACUAGCUCCGUUUGGAACUCCGACAGUUUUGCAUCUGGGUUUGCUCCUACCGGUCUCAAAGCUUGCUUCACUUCAGGCAGUGUCUCUGUAUCGAGAAUGAUGCAUACAAUAGGAUUAGCUUCCAAACGGCCAAACCUGAAAGAGAACUCAUACAGACAUCCCAAACCCAAAAGCACCAUAGAAGCUAAGUGUAGUUGCAGGUCACUUUCAAGUUUCAACUCUCUAAUUGUUUAUGGAAAGAUUGAGAAGCACCUAACGGGAAAGGGAAGGAAACAAGGGACCCUCUAAUCUCUUUAGAUUUGGAUUGACAAAAAUGAAGCGUAUACAGCAACAUCCAAGAUUUCUUGCGAGAAGUUCCAACCUCAUUUUCUUAUAGCAACAAACAAAGAUGGAAGAGGAUAAUCGCAAACCUGGGCAGUCGUCACGGGGAGUUUUGCGAAGGUAAAAGUAGCUGUCAAAGGUACCAGCCCAAGCAUCCCUCUUGGUCAAGAAGUUGGAUUUCAGGUUGAAGAGCUUCUUUACCGUGGCGGGGACUGAAGAAUGCUCAAACUGGGAAGUCGGUGUUGGCCCAUCAGGCUCAUGGAUUACUGCACACCCAUGCCAUCAACCAGAACCAAACACCGUUUAUUAGAUAAGAAAAGCUUUGUACAGAUCAAACCACGCAAUCCAGAUAACGACAGCUCAACCUCUCAAACAGUUCCAUCACCGGCUCUCCCACUUCUACAUCUAUGAAAUUGGCGUAUUGCUUCCAGUACAAUCAAAGACAACAACUUUUUCUCGGAAAAGAGAAACUCCGGUACCCCUGUCAAUCCAGGGAGAAAUCAAGAAAGUCGGGACCCGAACACCCAAUCGGUCAAAACGGAAGUAAAAAGGGUCCGGCCCGACAAUCCCGUCGGGGCUGGGAACUCCAGUAACCGGCGUCGGGACGUGAUCGUAGAACCCGCCGUGCUCGUCGUAGGUAAUCAAGAAGGCCAUCUCCUUCCACUGCGGGCUGGCUCUCAGUAUCUCGUAAACCUCCUUCACGAACUUCUGCCCCUCCGCCACGUCGUGCGACGGGUGGUCGUCGUUGGCAAGGCCAAACGGCACGUCGUACCACCGCUGCUCCACCACGACGUAGUUGGGGAGCUUCCCUUCCGCCGCGUGGGACUUGAACUUGAGGGCGUAGUUGUGGAAUUUGAAGAUGUUCUUCAGCUUCCUGAGCGAGCUGAAGAAUAGUGUGGCGGGGAUACUUUGGUAAUAAAUCCCAAAACUGAGUCCGUUCUCGUCCAGCGAGUCGAAGAUCGUCUUCUGCGGGAACCCACGAAUCAGGUCCUUGCGGACGUUGCUGGUGGCGCCGUGCGAGGUCGCCGAGUGAACGUAGAACCGGUUCGGCUGAGUCGACGCCGGGACCGAGGCGAACCACCGGUCGAACACGGCGAACUCGUUCGCCAGCGUGGUGAAGACCGGGAUCCGGGUCGGGUGGAACCCGCUCAUCACCGUCCUGGCCAUCGUCUCGCUCAUAUUGGCGGCCUGCUGGACGAACCCGUUCAUCGGAGCGGGGCUCCGACGGGUAUCGUUCGACCCGAAGAUUUGUUCCCUGAUGGCCUGGAAAGAGUGGCCCGGGUCGGAGUCCACGAAGAUCGCGUCGUCGGAGACGAAGACUUCCGGGGAGUCGGGAUCCGUGGCGGAGAUCUUGUUGGACUCGGUCCCGGUGAGCCCGUCGAUGUCGGGUCGGGUUGACUUGAGCCAACCCAGGAUAUGGUCGAAGGAGCGAUUCUCCAUGACCAGAACAACGACUGUUUUGAUGGGUCCUCUGAUUUUGGACUUAUGCAGGUUAAACAAUCUCUCAUAGUCUCGAGACUGGGCGGAAACGGCCAAGAAGAGGAGGAACAGAGCGGUAAUCGGGAGCCGCCGGGAAGCCAUUAUCCGGCAGUCCUAGGGAAAGUGGGGAUGGUUAACGGCAGCACAAGGUUUCGAAUAUCUACGACAUGGAAGAGAAUCGGUGAAAAAAAAGGAGACCGAUUUAACGACGGCAACGGCCAAAGAAAAGGGUAUAUGCUCUGUGGAAGAGAAUCAAGC